GCUACGGCUACUUCACGCUGAUGGUGAACGCGGAGAUCGAGCAGCUGGUAGGGUCGGCGUUGGAUGACAUUCCCAUCGACGUGGACGCUGACAGCGACAUGGAGGGCAUCGAGUCCGAGAGCUACCCGCAGCUGCCCAAUGAGGACUGGCCGAGGAGUAAUGUGAGCAG
Messenger RNA from Prorocentrum cordatum, 169 nucleotides. The record is from the annotation of a GenBank genome assembly. Lineage: Eukaryota; Dinophyceae; Prorocentrales; Prorocentraceae.